AUGGGACGUAGAAAAAUAGCCAUCGAACCCAUCGUUGAUGAGCGAAACCGUACCGUAACUUUUAUCAAGCGUAAAGCUGGGCUUUUCAAGAAGGCGCACGAGCUGGCAGUGUUGUGCCAAGUGGACGUAGCUGUCAUCAUCCUCGGGGCCAACAACACGUUCUACGAAUUCUCAUCAGUCGAUACCGAUGACUUGAUCGACCAUUACCAGCAUUCACAGCUGCCCCACGACGUGAAAGGGCCAGCAAACUACGGGAGUUUCCGCAAGAAAGAACGCGUGGUGAUCCACGACAGGUCCAAGAAACGUGCCAACCAUCGCGAUAGUCCCGACACGAACGACGCUGACAGCACAAGCCUCAAUGAUGACAAUGCAGACGAAAAUGAUGACGAUGACGAUAAUGAAAACGAACUCGAAAGGCACGACGACAAUGGCGACGAUGAUGAUGACGAUGGUGAUUCUCGAAAUGCCACCGAAGGUGCUCAAAAUGAUUCUGAGGACUCUGGGGGUGGGGUUAAGCAAGAACUUUCAGGAAAGCCUGCUAAAAAAAAGCUCCGAAAGUCCGUGUCCAACGUUCGCGCCAGCGCCAAGUCCUCCAAAAACCCGACUUUCAACCCACUCCAGCAACAGGUGCAGCGUCAAUUUCACAAUUUGUACGCCGUGGCCUCGAAUCCAGAGGCUUCGUCCACGAAUUUCACACAUUUUGGUACGCAGCCAAAUUCAUCGUUUUCUAGGGCUACGCUGUCUAAUGUGUACGAUUCUCGCAGUAAUCGAGGACUCGCAUCUGGGUUCAAUUCGAUUUCUGGUAACAGCUUCAUCGGCGCUCCACUUGCAAAUUCAAAUCUAGGGUUGCGUUCGGCGUCAAUUCCACUUGCAAAUAGAGAAAAUACAAAAGUUGUUGAGACGAAUUCCCAAACAACACGACCAGAAGAGCCGCGGUCGAGAUCUAGUACACAUUCACGUUCGCGGUCGAGCGUUAACAACGGAAGCAGUUCGAGGCCCGCCUUGAGAGUUCAAAUUCCUUCAAGUUCAGGAACUGCAAUCAAAAGUGAGCCUUCGUCCGCGUCUUCGCCAAGUCGUAGUAUAACCAGCACAUCUCAAUUUGCGCGCAGUAACGCAGGCCACAUCGAGCUGCCGCACCCGACACAUUCGAAGAAUAGCACACCGCAAUCAGCACAUGCACCGAUUUCAGGUACUGGUUUGGAUCGGGUGGACAAAUCCCAUGGGUUUUUGCCAUCGGCAAACGCUAUGGGCGCGGGCAACGCGGGGAAUGGGUUUUUGUUUAACGGAUUACCGUCUGCUUUGAAUGCUUCACCGUCAAUUCAACAAUAUUUCGCGACACCACUGCAACCGAACCAUAUUGGUUCUGGUACAAAUAGCACAGGAUCUAAUGUACCGCAAGUUUCCCAUCCGCAUGGGUAUCUGAUGCAGAAACAUAUCCACUUGGCUCAACAACAACAACAACAACAACAACAACAACAACAUCAACAACAUCAACAGCAUCAACAACAACAACAGCAUCAACAUCAACAGCUGCGAUCUCACAAUCCAGCGGUUGUAGGCCAGGUAACAGAUACAGGGUCCGGCCCGUUGACUGGAUCUCUGCCGUCGAAAUUUGCCAACGAUUUAAUGGUAGCAUCACCAGGUUCCUCAAUGUCAAUGUUUCAAGACUGGGGCUAUGGGCGGGCAGUUGGUGCGAACGGGUCCGGGGCCCAGACAGCGGGAGCCGCCGAGACAAACCCAAACGCACCUCCAAAUGUUUCGAACGGCAGCAGUGGAUUAACGCCGUACAUCAAUGCGAAUCAAACCCCGUUAUCAAGCAAAUAUUUUAUUUUUGGAGACCCCAAUGACGAUAAAGACAAGAAGGCUUAA
Molecule: messenger RNA, 1869 nt
Organism: Lachancea nothofagi CBS 11611
Lineage: Eukaryota; Fungi; Ascomycota; Saccharomycetes; Saccharomycetales; Saccharomycetaceae
Source: the annotation of a GenBank genome assembly